AUUUAGUAGAAAUUGAUGAAUUUAAUACUUCAACAUCUGAUGGAAAUUAUAGAUCUAAUAGUCCUAUAACCUUAAUGAAAACUAAUAAUUUAGUAAAUUUAAUAAAAUUAAUUGAAAUUCAAAAAAAAGAAUUAACUAAAAAUAAUUUAAUUGAAAUUAAUCAACAAUUUGUAGAUAUUAAA
Racocetra fulgida is the source of this 182-nucleotide messenger RNA. The record is from the annotation of a GenBank genome assembly. NCBI's taxonomy places the organism in Eukaryota, Fungi, Glomeromycota, Glomeromycetes, Diversisporales, Gigasporaceae.